UUUUUCUGCAUGGAAAAUACAGACCCGCUGCAAAGACGGUCCAUAUCCAGUACCUCGACCCUAAAAUUGGAUCAGAAAUCAUGACCUUCAUCAACCCUCCGUCCUCUCAAAAGUCAAAACCUCCUAAACCCCUCUCUCCAAUAGCUUCGCUUCUCUAUUACUCCUUGGCUUCCCUGCCUCCCUCCCUCUAUCUGUAACACAAAAAACCAGAAGUUCUCCAAAGGAGCUUCAAAUUUCUGUUACCAAAAUGGCUUACAUGCGAAGUCUCUCAGCUCGUUCAACCAUCUUGAAACGACAACACAAUCUGCGUUUCACAUACAUUCUCCACGACGACAACGACGACCACCACCACCACCACAAAAACAAUCAAGAACAACUUAAUCCCACUAAUUACGUUCCACAAAGAUCCUUCAACAUUAAUUCAACUAGUUUCGCUUCUCUACUUCAAGAAGCAAAUCACUCGCAUUUCGCAGGCGCUUGUUUCGUACGCUACAUGUCAACCACCACCACUGCGGCGGCAGAUAAGAUUAAUGUGGUGAUGGAUACGGUGGCGCAGGCGGCUCCCGCUGCGAAUGAGGUUGCGAUUGCGGCUGCGGAUUCUUACUUGCCUGUUGCGGCUCUUCAGCACGUUAUUGAUGCUGUUCAUAAUUUUACUGGAUUGAAUUGGUGGGCUUCUAUGGUUGUGACUACAUUGCUUAUAAGAAGCGCGAUGCUUCCACUUUUGAUAAAUCAGUUGAAAGCUACUUCGAAACUUAGUAUCUUGAGGCCGCAUUUGGAGGAGGUUAAGCAAAGGGUGGACUGUCAGGUCAUGGACCCUACUGCUGUUUCUGAAGGUCAGAAAGAAAUGCAGAAGUUGUUUAAGGAACAUGGUGUGAGUCCAUUUACUCCACUGAAGGGGAUCUUAAUUCAAGGUCCUGUCUUCAUCAGCUUUUUCCUUGCUAUUUCAAACAUGGCAGAAAAAGUGCCAUCCUUUAAAAGUGGUGGAGCAUACUGGUUUGUUGACCUCACAACCCCAGAUGGUUUAUACAUCUUUCCAGUUUUGACAGCAUUAACUUUCUUGCUGACAGUGGAGUGCAAUACGCAAGAAGGAAUGGAAGGAAAUCCUGCUGCUGGCACCAUGAAAAAUGUUUCAAGGGCCCUUGCUGUUGCUUCAGUUCCUAUGACUAUGAAUUUCCCAAAGGCUGUAUUUUGUUAUUGGGUUACAUCCAACUUGUUUUCGCUUGCUUAUGGGUUAGUGUUGAAAGCUCCUGGGGUAAAAAAUUUUUUGCGUGUUCCAGAAGUACCCGUGGCACCUCCAACUACUGGUGCAAAAUCUUCUCCCUUUGAUCUGUUUUCAGCACUCAAACAACUCUCAAAAGGCAGAAAGGAACCUACCUCAUCAUUGCCUGUGGAACCACCAAAGCUCUUACAGCAUAAAAAGUCUUCAUCUUCGGGAAUAGGUAAGAGGAUAAGCAGUCUAGAGAAAGAAGGCGAACGCUUCCAAAGGCGAACCCUUCAAGGAAGAAAGAAAAAUAAGAAGAGGUGAAAAUGGUUUCUCCAUAAAAGGAAACUGCUAGUGAAGUUCUCAAGUCAGUGUAAUACUGCCAAGAAAAUUUUUAUUGGUUAAGCAUGAUUCAUAUAUUGUUUAUUAGGCUAUAGGUUCGGCCUUGUUAUUUUCAAUAAAUUGUUAAAAUUUUGAUGUACAAAAAAUUUUGCUCUGAUAUCCGAUUUUUCUUCUUUUUCUAGCA
Messenger RNA from Populus nigra (black poplar), 1727 nucleotides. Its product is annotated as mitochondrial inner membrane protein OXA1-like. Gene Ontology annotation, cellular component: mitochondrial inner membrane. The transcript is spliced from 10 exons. The record is from RefSeq and is a predicted model, not a curated record. Bases 248 to 1525 code for a protein of 425 amino acids. NCBI's taxonomy places the organism in Eukaryota, Viridiplantae, Streptophyta, Magnoliopsida, Malpighiales, Salicaceae. Gene Ontology annotation, biological process: protein insertion into mitochondrial inner membrane from matrix; mitochondrial respiratory chain complex IV assembly. Gene Ontology annotation, molecular function: membrane insertase activity.